GUCUUGCACAGGUGUAGCGGAUCCUCCCUUUCAGUCUUGCACAGGUGUACCAGUUCCUCCCCUUCAGUCUUGCACAGGUGUACCGGAUCCUCCCCUUCAGCCUUGCACAGGUGUACCGGCUCCUCCCCUUCAGUCUUGCACAGGUGUACCGGAUCCUCCCCUUCAGUCUUGCACAGGUGUACUGGCUCCUCCCCUUCAGUCUUGCACAGGUGUACCGGAUCCUCCCUUUCAGUCUUGCACAGGUGUACUGGCUCCUCCCCUUCAGUCUUGCACAGGUGUACCGGCUCCUCCCCUUCAGUCUUGCACAGGUGUACCGGCUCCUCCCCUUCAGUUUUGCACAGGUGUACCGGCUCCUCCCAUUCAGUCUUGCACAGGUGUACUGGCUCCUCCCACUUCAGUCUUGCACAGGUGUACCGGCUCCUCCCCUUCAGUCUUGCACAGGUGUACCAGCUCCUCCCCUUCAGUCUUACACAGGUGUACCGACUCCUCCCAUUCAGUCUUGCCCAGUUGUAUUGGCUCCUCCACUUCAGUCUUGCCCAGUUGUACCGGCUCCUCUCCUUCAGUAUUGCACAGGUGUACCGGCUCCUCCCCUUCAGUCUUGCACAGGUAUACCGGCUCCUCCCCUUCAGUCUUGCACAGGUGUACCGGCCCCUCCCCUCCAGCCUUGCCCAGUUGUACUGGCUUCUCCCCUUCAGUCUU
Messenger RNA from Staurois parvus, 699 nucleotides. NCBI's taxonomy places the organism in Eukaryota, Metazoa, Chordata, Amphibia, Anura, Ranidae. The record is from the annotation of a GenBank genome assembly.